UGAGAGGGGCAUCUCCACCGUGGUGGGGUGGGGAGAGAGAUGCGGGGGAUCCACGGACACGGGUGAUUAAUUUACAGUUUUGCUGGAGCCAAACACGCCUGGAAAUGCGCGCAGAAAGUGGGGAGAAGUGAGGCACAGAAUGGACACUGCGGAGGUGAUUCUGUCCCUGCUGGUAGUUGUGAUCAUCAUCGUGUCGUUGCUGUCCAACGUCCUGGUGCUGAUCUGCUUUGCGUACAACCCGGAGAUCCGCAAGCAGGUCCCGUGUCUGUUCAACCUGAACCUCACCUUCUGCAACUUGUUGCUGACCGUGUCCAACAUGCCGCUCACUUUGGCGGGACUCGUCAGGGAGGCUCAGCCGGCGGGAGACGGCUUCUGCCGGCUCCUGGGCUUCCUGGAGACCUUCCUGUCCACCAACUCCAUGCUGAGCAUGGCCGCCCUGAGCAUCGACAGGUGGAUCGCGGUCGUGUUCCCCCUGAGGUAUCACUCCAAAAUGCGCCACAAGGACGCGGCGCUCGUGCUCGGUUACACGUGGGCGCACUCMGUGUCCUUCUCCACGGCGGCCGCCUGCCUCUCCUGGGUGGGCUACCACCGGCUUUACGCGUCCUGCACCCUGUCCAGUCCGGGGGCUGGCAGCCGGACCCAGUUUGUCAUCUUCACCGUGUUUUUCCACUCCUUCACCUUCCUGCUGUCGUUUGUAGUUUUGUGUUUCACUUACCUGAAAGUUCUGAAGGUGGCCAGGUUUCACUGUAAGAGGAUCGAUGUUAUUACGAUGCAAACUUUGGUGCUGCUCGUGGACAUCCACCCCAGUGUUCGACAGCGUUGCCUGGAGGAGCAGAGGAGGCGACGGCAGAGAGCGACGAGGAAGAUCAGCACCUUCAUCGGCACCUUCAUGCUCUGCUUUGCUCCCUACGUGAUCACAAGGAUCGUGGAGUUGUUUCCAGCAGUGCCUAUCAACCCUCACUGGGGAAUCGUCUCCAAGUGCUUAGCGUACAGCAAGGCGGCCUGCGACCCCUUCGUGUACUCCCUGCUGCGACACCAGUACAAACAGACGUGCACGGACAUCGUCAACAAACUGCUGAAACGGAGCCCCUUGAACGCGUCGGGACGGAUGGCCCAGCCCGAGAACCAGGGCAGCAGCCUGCCCACAGCAGAGUGACAGAGAGGCGCUGAGGGGGGAACCUGAUUCAAGACGAGGACAAAUAUAUAUUUAUUUUUUUGUUAUUUAGUUAUUUAUUUAUUUUUUUCUAUUCUUGCCCACGUCUGCAUGAAUUUGGUCUGACAUGACAAAAAAAAAGAAAAAGACAGAAAGAAAGAGGGCAGAGUCACUGCAGACAAGGACAAACUACAGGAGUGGUUCUGCUCAGAGCAGCAGAUUGGUGCAGCUGCGAGGACGAUGAAGUGCAGACUUUACAUCCACCUGGAGGAACGGACGUGCUCACACAGGAUUUUCAGACAGUUUUUAGCCACGAUGUUUUYAACCGAGUAUGGAUGCAGUUCUUUAUUUACUAAUUUUGCCACGUUUGUACUGAUAUACUCUAUAUUUGUCUUAUCUUAAAACCUGCUGGGAGUCUGUGCAAAAAGUGUUUGCCAGUGAUUAGGUGAUUCGUAUGUAGCACUUCAAAUUACCCAAAGUAUUAUGUAGUAUAUAAUUUUUUUUGUUAUUUAUGUAUUUAUUUAUUUGUUGCACAUAAUGAGAAUGAUGGUAAAACAUUUUCACACACAUUCUUGAACAAAUUGAUUAAACUCUACUUUUAAUUGGCAAAAUAAUGAUUUUACCACAUUUUAACACGUUAAUAUUUGGUGAAACCUCAAAUUUGCUAAUAUGUAGAAAACACCUUUAUUUUCCCUUAUUCCACAUCUUCAUAAGUGAAAAUCAAAUGAGGAGGGUUUUUAUUCUCUGGUAAAAUCUCACAAACAUAACUAUUUUAAUGCACUGGAAUAAUUUAACAGUGCAGCCACAAAUGACUGUAUUAGCAUAACUUUUUUGUUCCUUGUGAGCAAUCAAGCUUUAGCAUAGAGACAAACUGUUUCAAAUUUUUGUCACAGAAAACCUUUACUGUAUGUGAGAAGAUAAAAUGUAUAAUUUAUUAUAAUUUAUUUAUUUAUUUAUUUAUUGCCCAAUUGUUAAUCUGUUCAUCAUAGAAUUAAUUCUUGAACAACGUUUGCUGCAAACAUUCACCCAAAUGCUAAUAUUUGCCUUGUAAAUUAUUAUUAUUGUUAGAUUAUUAGGAAAAUCCUUGUGGUUUUUACCACUAAAACAAUUACCUGUUUCAUUUCAAAGCCAAAGCAGUAUGAAUCGGAUUAACUGCUUUAUUUUGAUGAUCAAAUCUGUUAAAAUUAAAGUAUUCAGUUUGCAGUUUUACGAGCAGGAAACGGUAAACAUCAGUGUGUUUAAUCAAUUUGCGUUUUGCAAGAAAUGCAGCUCUGUUGUUGUGUUUAUUGAUCAACCAAAUGACAUCUAUUAUGUUUUUAUGAAGGAUACUAUAAAAAGAUGACAGCAUGAAGAUUUUAUUCUCAUUCGAUGCUACAGUGUUCUGUGAAAAUGCAUUAGUUGUUCUGCAGAUUUGUUUUACGGCCUCGAUUGAAGCUGGUUAGCUGGUUUAAAUAUCGUCCCGAUUUUAGUGCGAUUUUCUUUUUUUCAUCAUGAAACUGACAGCUUCUUGGGUUCGAAUGCUCAUUAGAGUUGAAACGUCUGAAUAGGAGCUACAGUUUCAGUUAAAAUGGAGGCUUUUGGCAAAUUUAGGACUUACCAGAUAGUGUUUUUAUUCAAAAUGAAGGUGCCAAAAUUAUUGGCACUGAAUCCAAUUCCAUCAGCAUUUUUUCACAAGGAGCUGAGAGGCAAACCUGCAACCUUCUUCCUGUGAGGUGACAGCUCUGUUCAAUCAAAUUCCAGUUCCUAAAUGCUUAAUAGAUAUAAACUGAAGCCCAUCAUUGCAAAUAUAAAUGGACAUUAAAUAUCACAGUUCAGGACAAACAAUGCCUUAACUUGCACCUUAGAGUUUGUCCCUCAUCAUGUAGUGGAGGAAACAAGUAUUUGAUCCCUUGCGGAUUUUGCCAUUUGCCUACUUACAAAGACAUGAACAGUCUAUAAUUUUAAGGGUAGGUUCAUUUUAACAGUGAGGGAUAGAAUAAAAAAAAUCCAGAAAAUUACAUUAUAUAAAUUAUAUACAUUUAUUUGCAUUUUGCAGAGAGAAAUAAGUAUUUGAUCCCCUACCAAACUUUAAGAUUCCUGGCUCCUACAGACCAGUUAGACUCUCCUAAUCUCAUUACCUGCGUUAAAGUUCAGUCCAUGUAUCAUUAAAGACAGCUGUUUUAACAUGUCACCUGUAUAAAAGACUCCUGUCCACAGACAAUUAAUCAGUCAGACUCUAACCUCUGCAACAUGGGAAAAAACAAAGAGAUGUCUAAGGAUGUCAGGGACAAGAGCAUAGACCUGCACAAGGCUGGAAUGGGCUGCUGGGUGAGAAGGAGGCAACUGUUGGUGCAAUAGUAAGACAAAACGACUGUCAAUCCGCAUCGAACUGGGGCUCCAUGCAAAAUCUCAUCUCGUGGGGUAUCCUUGAUCAUGAAGAAUGGUAAAUGGUACUGAACUUAUAGAGCGCUUUUCAAGUCCCUCCGGACCCCAAAGCGCUUUACACUAACAGACAUUCACCCAUUCACACUCACAUUCACACAGAAGAAGAAGRUGAUAGAUCAAUGGGCGAACUUGUAAAUGAUCUCAAGGCAGUUGAGCCCACAGUCACCAGGAAAACCAUUGGUAACACAUGACACAGUAAUGGAUUUAAAUCAUUCAGUGCCCACAAGCUCCCCCUGCUCAAGAAGGCACAUGUUCAGGCCCAUCUGAAGUUUGCCGGUGAACACCUGGAUGAUUCUGAGAGCGAUUGGUGCUGUAGUUGUAUGAGACAAACUUUGAGCUCUUUGGCGUUAACUCAACUCGCCAUGUUUGGAGGAAGAGAAAUGCUGACUAUGACCCAAAGAACACUGAGGUGGAAACGUUAUGUUUUUGGGGGGUUUCUYUGCUAAAGGCACAGGACUACUUCACCGCAUCAAUGGGAAAAUGGAUGGAUCCAUGUACCGUAAAAUUCUGAGUAACCUCCUUCCCUCUGCCAGGGUGUGCCGUAGCUGGGUCUUCCAGCACAACAAUGACCCAAAAAAUAUAGCCAAGGCAACAAAGGAGUGACACAAAAAGAAGCACAUUAAGGUCAUGGAGUGGUCUAGCCAGUCUCCAGAUCUUAAUCCUAUCGAAACCCACUGAGGGGAGCUGAAAGUCCAUGCUGCCAAGUGACAUCCUCAAAGUCUUGAUUAAUAGAUGAUAGAAAGAGGAGUGGACCAAAAUUCCUCCUGAAAUGUGUGCAAACCUCAACAAGAAAAGUCUGACUGAUGUGCAUGCCAACAAGGGUUUUGCCACCAAGUAUUAAGUUUAGUUUUUUUAGAGGGAUCAAAUAAUUAUUUCUCUCUGCAAAAUGCAAUUGUGUAUAAUUUAUGCAAUAUAAUUUUUCAGAUUUUUUUGAAAAUAUUUUUUAUUUAUCAUUUAUUCACCAUUAUUUAAUAUGCCAUCUCUCACUGAAAAAAUUAACCUACCCUUAAAAUUAUAAACUGUUCACGUCUUUGGGCAAACUUGCAAAAUCAGCAAGAGAUCAAAUACUUAUUUCCUCCUCUGUAUAUUUGAUACGAUAUAUGAAGUUGCCUUAUUUUUGUUCAGCUUCAGUAUUUCUGUAUACUCACAUGGCAAGUUCUCAUGGAUGCAWAUGAAGUAUUUCACAUUAAUUAUAAUUGUGGUUAUUAUAAAAUCAACAAGGUAAAUACAAACUGAUAUAUGUUGACRGAUUUAAAUAAAUAAAAGUUUUUUAGCUCUUGGAAUUUUGUAGUUUAUAACACUUUACCUGUUAGAAUUUGACAAUGUGCUGUAAAUCAGGUUUUGUUAGUUGACUUUAGGUUGAGUCGAGUGUAAAAUACCUCAUUUUGUUUUCCAGUGACUGACUUGACUGCCUCGAGUGUUUUGUUAUGAACUUCUGAGUUUAAUAAAACUUGGAUCAAAGCUGCUUCUGAAGACGGUGAAGGUGGUAACGUGGCAGUGAUUGUGGACUUUACUGACUGGAGUUUUUGUGUUGAUUAAGAUGAGGAGGAUAACAGUAAAAACUAAAUGACAAAUGAAAAUAAAAUAUUUUUAACAAAUCAUUCCCACAAUAAAAUUAGCAACACGA
Messenger RNA from Austrofundulus limnaeus, 5204 nucleotides. RefSeq names its product G-protein coupled receptor 26. Bases 140 to 1156 code for a protein of 338 amino acids. Gene Ontology annotation, cellular component: membrane. Gene Ontology annotation, molecular function: G protein-coupled receptor activity. NCBI's taxonomy places the organism in Eukaryota, Metazoa, Chordata, Actinopteri, Cyprinodontiformes, Rivulidae. Gene Ontology annotation, biological process: adenylate cyclase-activating G protein-coupled receptor signaling pathway. The record is from RefSeq and is a predicted model, not a curated record. The transcript is spliced from 3 exons.